GGUUACUACCCGUCAACUGGAUUGUACAGCAACUUUGGUCGAGGAGGUUAUAUGGGAGGAUAUUAUGGUGGUUAUCCAGGUGGACUGUACGGUGGAUAUGGUGGAUUAAUGCCGCCACUAAAUCCAAGAGUGUAUACGGAUCCAGCUCCAAUGAUGCCAUUCGGUGGCAUGUAUGGAUAA
Messenger RNA from Anisakis simplex (herring worm), 180 nucleotides. NCBI's taxonomy places the organism in Eukaryota, Metazoa, Nematoda, Chromadorea, Rhabditida, Anisakidae. The record is from the annotation of a GenBank genome assembly.